Clarias gariepinus (North African catfish) is the source of this 1249-nucleotide messenger RNA. Its product is annotated as charged multivesicular body protein 4c-like. The transcript is spliced from 5 exons. Gene Ontology annotation, cellular component: multivesicular body; ESCRT III complex; cytoplasmic side of plasma membrane. The record is from RefSeq and is a predicted model, not a curated record. NCBI's taxonomy places the organism in Eukaryota, Metazoa, Chordata, Actinopteri, Siluriformes, Clariidae. Gene Ontology annotation, biological process: late endosome to vacuole transport via multivesicular body sorting pathway; vesicle budding from membrane. Bases 144 to 869 code for a protein of 241 amino acids.
CAGGUGUGUCAUUGUUUGGAGUUGAAUUCGGAAGGUGGACGCUUAGUAUUGUUGACUCUUCAACCGCAUUCACUAGACUUCAGUAAACCUUCUGGAUUAAAGAAACAGACAUUCGAGACCGCAGUUAUCAGAAAGAAGCCGCUAUGAGUAAAGUUGCAAAGUUGUUUAAAGGGACUUCGAGUUCCUCUGGAGGGAAAUCGAGCUCAUCUGGAAGUAAAUCGAGCUCGAGCUCAAAGGGCAAGCAUCGGUCGCGCGCAGGCCCGACGCCUCAGGAGGCCAUUCACAAACUGCGCGAGACCGAGGAAAUGCUUAGCAAGAAACAGGAAUAUCUCGAGAAGAAAAUCGAGCAGGAAAUAACAGUUGCUAAGAAGAACGGCACGAAAAACAAAAGAGUUGCACUUCAGGCUCUGAAGAGGAAGAAGCGUCUUGAGCAACAGCUGAUUCAAAUUGAUGGGACGUUGUCCACCAUUGAGUUUCAGCGGGAGGCCCUAGAAAAUGCCAAUACAAACACAGAGGUCCUGAAAAACAUGAGCAUGGCUGCCAAAGCUAUCAAAGGAGUUCAUGAGAAGAUAGACAUGGGUAACAUUGACUCUCUCAUGGACGACAUUACAGAACAGCAGCAAAUAGCUCAGGAAAUCAGCGAAGCUAUUUCACAGCCUUUUGGUGAUCAGUUUGAUGAGGAUGAGUUAUUGGCUGAACUGGAAGAGCUAGAGCAGGAGGAUCUUGAGGAAAGUAUGAAAACCAUGGGCGGGCUGCCCAGUGUACCAGCAUCUAAACUGCCCAGCACAAGACCAAGUCAUCGUACGACAACUAAGAAAAGAGUGGAGGAAGAAGAUGACAUGAGGAUGUUAUCAGCCUGGGCUUCCUAGUCAACACUAAAUACACCUACACAGACAAGUUUGUAAGAAACAGGCAAAUCGUAAAAGGUUAAGGGACUACUAAUGGAAUAAUUAAAUAAUGAAAUUCCAAAUUCCCAAAUUUUGGGCAUGUACUGUUUAUUGUAAAAUCGAAGUAUCGGUUAACUGAAGGAAUGUAGAGUAGCUUGUAAAUAGCAUGUGAAUUAGAUGUCUAGUGAAUUCUUACUAUCACAUGUGGAAAUGGGCUAUAAAUAAAUGACAUGUAAAUAUAAUGAGACACCAGAAUCUGUGUAACAUGUAAUUAUUUAAUUCAGAUUUUUUGAAGUUAUUUUAUUUUGAUCAAAUUAUUUUCUUGUUUAUUUCAAUAAAGUCCAGUUAAAAAUUGUUUUAAA